Molecule: messenger RNA, 162 nt
Organism: Talaromyces atroroseus
Lineage: Eukaryota; Fungi; Ascomycota; Eurotiomycetes; Eurotiales; Trichocomaceae
Exons: 3
Coding region: 1-162 (53 amino acids)
Source: RefSeq, a predicted model, not a curated record
AUGCCUUGGCUAAUGAGAUCAGGGGAACGGGCGCCCCCUAUGGAGUACUCUUUUGAGCCAUAUAAACAUGCAGCCAUCUGCAUCAGUGACCAUCGCCUUAUUGGGCAAAUUGAGAGCGAAGAUGUCUCUUCUACAGCGAACACCCGCGAACGUGCUGAGUAG